Messenger RNA from Choloepus didactylus (southern two-toed sloth), 699 nucleotides. RefSeq names its product glucosamine-6-phosphate isomerase 1-like. Gene Ontology annotation, molecular function: identical protein binding; glucosamine-6-phosphate deaminase activity. Lineage: Eukaryota; Metazoa; Chordata; Mammalia; Pilosa; Megalonychidae. The transcript has 2 exons. Gene Ontology annotation, cellular component: cytoplasm. The coding region runs from base 1 to 699 and encodes 232 amino acids. Gene Ontology annotation, biological process: D-glucosamine catabolic process; N-acetylneuraminate catabolic process; N-acetylglucosamine catabolic process. The record is from RefSeq and is a predicted model, not a curated record.
AUGGCGCCACCUGGGCUCGUUCACCUGGCGGCAUCAGGGGGCGGGGCUAAGGGCCAGGGGGCGGGGCUAAGGGCCAGACUGAAAGCGAGGGUGGCCGGUGCGCCCAACCCUGAGACCUGCCCCCAGCCCCUGCCAGCCCCCACCUGGCUUCCGGAGCCCGGGCAGGAAGGUUCAAAUCCCCCAGACUACAAUGGAAUAAAGCUAGAAACCUUUGACGAGAAGAUCACAGCUGCAGGCGGGAUGGAGCUGUUUGUUGGAAGCAUAGGCCCUGAUGAACACAUCACCUUCAAUGAACUGGGCUCCAAUAUGGUGUACAGGACCCAUGUGAAGACGUUGGCCAUGGACACCAGCCUGGCCAAUGCUAGGUUCUUCAAUGGAGAUCUCACCAAGGUGCCCACCAUGGCCCUGAUGGUGGGUGUGGGCACCAUCAAAGAUGCUAGAGAGGUGAUGGUCCUCAUCACGGGUGGGUAUAAGGCCAUUGAGGAGGGGGUGGGCCACCUGUGGACCGUGUCUGUCUUCCGGCAGUGUCCCCACACAGUGUUUGCGUGUGACGAGGAUGCCACCCUAGAGCUGACAGUGAAGACCACCAGGUAUUUCAGAGGUUUAAUGCUUGUUCAAAACAAGUUGGCGGACCCUUGCACAGUAUCAAAGAGAAGGAAACAGAAAAGCCAGUCUUCCAAGACACCAUACCGUGAUUAG